AGGAACUAUAACGGCAGUCAACAAAGCACAGCAGAGCAUAGCAGAACAGAACAGAACACCCACAGUUAAAUCGGAGAUCUUUUAUAUCUAUCGCCCCUGAUCUCUGUAAAAAUAAUAAGCCAUGGAUGUAAAUAACAUGAGUCGUGAAGAUCUUACAUUGAUGGUUGCUGGUGGUUGCACUUUGCUUUCGCUGCACUUCACAUUACAACUUUUUUCACAACAUACAUUUUACUGGAAAAACCCCAAGGAACAAAAAGCAAUAUUAAUUAUAAUUCUUAUGGCACCUGUUUAUGCUGCUAACUGUUUCGUGGGGAUUCUGGAUGUCAAGGGAAGCAAACCAAUUUUUAUGCUGGUUGAUACGGUUAAAGCAUGCUACGAGGCUUUGGUCAUUGCGAAGUUUCUGACUUUGGUUUUCAGCUAUUCGGAUAUGUCUAUUAGCCAAAGUAUAGUUCCUGAUGAAAUCAAGGGAAAGGAAAUUCACCAUUCGUUCCCAAUGACACUAUUCCUGCCUCGCACCACUCAUCUAAAUCAACAGACACUGAAACUUCUGAAGUACUGGACUUGGCAAUUUGUGGUUACCCGGCCCAUAUGCUCAUUUCUUAUGAUCAGUUUACAGCUGUUUGGAAUCUAUCCUAGUUGGGUCAACUGGACAUUCACAAUCAUUCUUAGUAUUUCUGUUUACGUGGCUAUGUACUCUUUAGUAGUCUUUUAUCACGUUUUUGCAAAUGAGUUGGAGCCACACAAGCCACUCGCCAAGUUCUUAUGUGUAAUGGGGAUUGUCUUCUUCUGCUUUUGGCAGGGACUACUGAUAGAAAUCCUAGUGAAAACCGGUGUUAUAAAACCACAUUAUUUCUGGAUGGAGUUUAAGCACCUUGAGGAAUCUAUCCAGAAUUUGCUAAUAUGUGUUGAGAUGGUUGGAUUUUCCGUCAUUCAGCAAUAUGCAUUUCACUUUGAACCGUAUAGUGGAGAUGUCCAGUCAAUGUUAAAGAAGGCGAAAAAGAACUGAUGUUAUGAAACUUAUAGUGAAUUUAAUGUAUCAAGCUGUAAUUUUCUUCUACUAGUCAUGUAGAGCAUAGUUAUUGGUAGAGUUCUAUUUUGAACCUUAUAGUGCUGUUACACACAAGUUUCCUACUGAUUACUGCUCUUGGCUUCCCAA
Messenger RNA from Erigeron canadensis, 1156 nucleotides. Its product is annotated as transmembrane protein 184C. Gene Ontology annotation, biological process: transport. The record is from RefSeq and is a predicted model, not a curated record. Lineage: Eukaryota; Viridiplantae; Streptophyta; Magnoliopsida; Asterales; Asteraceae. Bases 122 to 1006 code for a protein of 294 amino acids. The transcript has 5 exons. Gene Ontology annotation, molecular function: transporter activity.